Molecule: messenger RNA, 1197 nt
Organism: Suillus fuscotomentosus
Lineage: Eukaryota; Fungi; Basidiomycota; Agaricomycetes; Boletales; Suillaceae
Exons: 8
Coding region: 1-1197 (398 amino acids)
Source: RefSeq, a predicted model, not a curated record
AUGUCUCCCAGUCAGACGCCGGUGGAGAACGUUCCCUGCCCUCCGGAAGGGUCACAGUCACUUGCGGUGGCUACAUCUGAGAGUGCUCGUCAGAAGCGGAAAAUUGCUGCUUUAGAAGAAAAGCUACAGAUACUAGAGUCGGGGCAUGCAGUCAAACAAAGGGAGAUAAACUAUUACAUGUCGAAAGGAAGAGCCAUCAGACGCAUCGUUACCUUAUUUGAAAACAUCGAAGACCUAAUAUGCGAGAACGACAGGCGGUGCGAUUUGGACGGCGAGAACGAAAGUACAACUGUCGAUCAAGAUCGUUUGCAAACCGGUUUUAUCACACUCAAUCACACCCUUCCGUGGUUUCACUCAAGGGCUUCAGACUUGGAAUAUGACGAUUACUCGCAUAUGCUCAAAAAGGGAGCCGAUGCUGCUCGAGGGGACAACACCUCGAAGCUGAAGAAUCUCGUCGCUGACUGGAUUAAUCGCGACUUGAAGCCCGAUGCCCCAGUCGACCCUGAGGACAAACAUUGCCGUGGAUUCAUCAACGAUGUGUGUGGCAGACUACUCUGCCCGACGGAGCUAGACUGGAAUAACCCAACCGUCAGAGCAGGAAUCAGGGAUCGCACAAACGGCUAUGUCGUGACGGAGAUGUCCUGGCCGGCGUUUCUGUACGAAAAAUACACAGCGGAUCAGGACAAUCUAGAGCAGGGCCUCUUCAAAAGCACCCUUUUACUUCAGGCCUUCAAAGCAAUAUUUACAUCGCCCUCCUCUGCAAGGGAGGUUGCCGCCGAUGGCGAUGCCGCCGAUGUGAUUGAAGCCAAUCGACGCGCUAAGAAGGAUUUUAAUUCAUGCAAGAAAGUGAAGACACACGUGGCGCAAAUAAUCAAGAUGCACGCAGUCACACCCCGCUCGAUCGCAUAUGUAGCAUGUCAGUUGCGAUUUGCCCUGUCUUCUGUGACUUCGUGGCGCUCGGUUGAUGGCGACUUCGACUACAUCCCAUUUUGGCAAAACAUUGUCGACUUCUUCGAACGGCCCCCCGGUCGAGCAGCGCAGCAAAGGGUUAACCGACUCUUGUCAUGGUGGAUGAGGAAAGUCUUCGGCACAAGUCUUCGUGCAGAACUCAGUGAUGGUGCAAAGGCCAGGAUGUCCAUCAACAUGCUCGCGACACAGAGAGCACAACUGGACGAUGCUCUCUUUGAUUCUGAGUAA